AAGACUGAGACGUAAACAGGGUACUUGCACUAUUUCAACUAACCAUACAUUUCAAGAAAAUUUCCCCCGAGUUCCAUUCGGGAAGCUUGAGGGCACGUCUUCUCUCGAAUAAGGAUCACACGGACCUCGGCUCUCUUCGGUAUCAACGAAGUAGGCUGAUGGAGUUUCUAAACGAAUCAGGCUUCGUCGACUUCAGACACCUGCAACUGUACAACGAGUCGCUGUUUCAGAACCACUCUGCUAACGACACAGAGGAGAAUUUUCUCCCCAGCGGCUUGAAGAUCACCAUCGUAAUGGUGUACAUGAUUGUCUGCGUGGUGGGUCUGGUGGGGAACUGUCUGGUCAUGUACGUGAUCAUCAGGUACACCAAAAUGAAGACGGCCACCAACAUCUAUAUCUUCAACCUGGCUCUAGCUGACGCGUUGGUGCUGGCCACCUUACCCUUCCAGGGCACCGACGUCUACCUGGGCUUCUGGCCGUUCGGGAACGCUCUGUGCAAGGCGGUGAUCUCCAUCGACUACUACAACAUGUUCACGAGCACCUUUACGCUGACGGUGAUGAGCAUGGACCGAUACGUGGCCGUGUGCCACCCCGUCAAGGCCCUGGACAUGCGGACGCCCCACAAGGCAAAGCUGGUCAACAUCGGCGUGUGGGUGCUGGCCUCGGCCUUCGGCGUGCCGGCAAUGGUCAUGGGCAACAUGGACCUGGAGGAAGGCAUUGAGUGCAUCAUCGCCCUGCCCCACCCGCGCAGCUACUGGGACCCGGUGUUCGGCACGUGCGUGUUCCUGUUCUCCUUCCUGAUCCCCGUGGCCAUCAUCAGCGUGUGCUACAGCCUGAUGGUGAAGCGUCUGCGCAGCGUGCGCAUCCUGUCCGGCUCCAAGGAGAAGGACCGCAACCUGCGGCGCAUCACGCGCAUGGUGCUGGUGGUGGUGGCCGUGUUCGUGGUGUGCUGGACGCCGGUGCAGAUCAUGGCGCUGGCCAAGACGCUGGGCUUCAACCUGCACAGCCUGCUGACGGUGGUGCUCAUGCACUUCUGCAUCGCCCUGGGCUACGUCAACAGCAGCCUCAACCCGGUGCUCUACGCCUUCCUGGACGAGAACUUCAAGCGCUGCUUCGGCGAGUUCUGCUACCCGUCGCCGUUCCGCCUGGACGGCCAGCCCUCGGGCCGCAUGCGCAGCAUCGCCCGCGAGGUGGCCUACAACUGCAAGACGGUGGACGGCAACACCAACCCCGCGUGACUAGGCGUGGAACUGCCGCUGAUGGGCGGCGAGCCGACGGCCAACCAGGGGACAGGCUGCUCCAACAGCGAGCUGACGCAGAUCACCACGCUCUAGCGCCACGCGAGCCCCUGCACGGCCAGGGGUCAGGGGCGAGGUCGUCGCCAAGGUCAACGCCAGGCGUGACCGACCGCCGAUUCUUUCGGGACAAAGGGGCUCUCCUCUCAGUGUCUUAUUCACGUCCUUAACGUACUCAGUGUCCUCAGCUGCGUCUCCUCAGUUCUCUCGCCAUCUUCGGGCUUCAGUGCUUUGUACAUAAUACUGUUUCCGCUAGCUUGGAUCGUUUGUCAUUUCUGUCACAUUCUGUCACAUUUGAAAUAAUCAGUUCUGUACCUGAGAGGAACAAAAACAAAACAAAACAAACAAAAAAAAAAGACUGACCUACAUGGCCUUAAAUUUUGCACAAUGUCUGUUUAAGCUAUCUGUGUGAAGUAUGUGGAUCAAUGCCAGCAGGUGCUUCACUGUAUGUUUUAUCUAUUAUCUUAUUUAUUUAUAGUACUGAUGCAGCCUGUUGGGUGACAUUCAUGGUAAUGCAGAGGUAGGCUGACAUGGGGAAACAUCAUAUAUAUAUAAAAAAAACACCGAGACUUAGCAAUUUAAGCCUGAGUUUGCUACAGAGGUGAAAUAGCUAAAACUAAUUUCUGUAUUUUUGCUGUUUUUUCCUGAUACAAAAAAAGAGAAAGAAAUCAUACGAUAUUUUAUAUUGCAUAGUGUUUUGUAGCUCAAUGUUAGGGCAAGUGAUUUAAACAGGACAAGAGUAUUGCAGAUCAAUCUUCUUUCUGUGGUGUUAUAUUGAUAUAUGCAUACAUUGUACUCCUGUGUGUAUGGGUGUAAGUAUUGUACAAGUCAUCAGACUCUCAUGACCUCUAUCUCGAAUGUCUUUUCUUCUCACCGUGUGCAGUAUCUCGCCUCUCAGCGCCUGAUAGAGACCCCUCUUUUUUUCUUGUGGGGGGGGGCUCUCAGCAGGGUGUGUUUCGCCAGACCGCUGAAUGUCUACAAACUGUUGAUGAAGCCAAAUCUCGCAAAAAAAAGGGAGAGAGGAAGAGAGAGAAAAAAACAUGAUCACAGCGUUUUUUAAAAAGUGUGCAAAAUAGUGUAAACAUACUUGUAACUGCUGUAAACUGUAAUUGAUAUCGUAACAUGACAUGUUUACUUGUGCACUUGCUGCAUAUUGAUUAGCUAUUUAUGAAUAUAUAUAUACACAUAUAUAUUUAUUCGCCGGUGGACAGGAAAAAGUUGGUUGUCGGACAGUUAUUGACCGCUGAGGCUUUUAAACAUUUUGAGUCAUAUAUUUUUCUCUGCAUAUCAAUUAAAUUGCAGUGA
Messenger RNA from Sardina pilchardus (European sardine), 2600 nucleotides. RefSeq names its product opiate receptor-like 1 (gene oprl1). The transcript is spliced from 4 exons. Gene Ontology annotation, molecular function: nociceptin receptor activity; neuropeptide binding. The record is from RefSeq and is a predicted model, not a curated record. NCBI's taxonomy places the organism in Eukaryota, Metazoa, Chordata, Actinopteri, Clupeiformes, Clupeidae. Gene Ontology annotation, biological process: neuropeptide signaling pathway; sensory perception of pain. Gene Ontology annotation, cellular component: plasma membrane; neuron projection. Bases 159 to 1238 code for a protein of 359 amino acids.